Nicotiana tabacum (common tobacco) is the source of this 2559-nucleotide messenger RNA. RefSeq names its product pentatricopeptide repeat-containing protein At2g40720-like. Lineage: Eukaryota; Viridiplantae; Streptophyta; Magnoliopsida; Solanales; Solanaceae. Gene Ontology annotation, molecular function: protein binding; RNA binding. The record is from RefSeq and is a predicted model, not a curated record. Gene Ontology annotation, biological process: RNA modification.
AUGCGUUUCCUUUGCUUCAAAUCCCGUGAAUUUUCCACUCUAAAUCCAGUCCAAUCUCUUGUUUUGCUUAAUUCCAAAAUCAAAACAUUUAUCCAACAAGGAAACCAUUUUGAAGCUCUCUUAGCCUACUCUAAAGAACCUCAUUUUCCUCUCAACACCUCCAAAUUCACUUUUCCUGCUCUCCUAAAAGCUUGCGCCUUUCUUCCAAAUCUUCAUACUGGGAAAACAAUCCAUGGCACAAUCAUCAAAACGGGUCUUCAAUAUGACCCUUUUAUCAUCACUUCGCUCAUCAACAUGUACGCGAAAUGCCGGUCACUUUGUAGUGCAGUCCAAGUGUUUGAUUUUAUUUCUGAAUGUAAAGAUUUGGUUCAAGAUGUAACUAUAUGGAAUGCUAUGCUAGAUGGGUAUAUCAGAAAUGGGCUUACUGAGGAGUGUAUGGGUUUGUUUAGAAGAAUGCAAGAGCUUGAUGUCAAGUCUGAUGAGUACUCUCUUAGUAUUCUUUUGGGGUUGUUUAAUGGUCGUGUCGAUUUUGUCAAAGCAAAGGAACUUCAUGCUUAUGUUGUUAGAAACGCUUUCGGUCAUGAUCCUUUUGUGGUUACUGCAUUGAUUGAUAUGUACUCUAAUUGUGGUAGGCCAAGAGAUGCUUGGUGCGUUUUUGAGAGUGUAGAAGACAAGGACAAUAUUGUCAUGUGGAAUGCAUUAAUUGGUGGGUUAUGUGAGAAUGGAUUAUGGGGAAAAAGCUUGGAACUAUAUACUUUAGCUAAGAACAGGGGCUGCAAACUUAUGUCAACGACUUAUUCUAGUACUUUGAAGGCUUGUUCUGAGGGUGAAGAUAUAGAUUUCGGCAGGCAGGUUCAUUCGGAUGUUGUCAAGAUGGGUUUUGAGGAUGAUCCUUAUGUCUGUACAUCGGUGUUGUCCAUGUAUGCAAGGGUUGGAAUGUUGGAAGAUGCAGACAAGGCUUUUGAUUCUGUAUUAAAUAAAGAGGUUGAAGUGUGGAAUUCUAUGAUUUCAGCUUAUGUAGGCAAUGUCAGAGGCGAUGAUGCUCUGCGUGUGUAUAAUGAGAUGCGAUCAAGAGGCAUUCCUUCUGAUUCUUUCACCCUGUCAAAUAUUCUUAUAUCAUGCAGCACGAACGAAUCUUAUGAUUUAGGUAGGGCAAUUCAUGGCGAACUGAUAAAGAAACCAAUACAGAAUAACAUCGCGUUGCAAAGUGCUCUAGUGACUAUGUACUCAAAAUGUGGAAUGUUAAAUGACGCUCUUGAAGUUUUCAGUAGAAUGGAGGAGAAGGAUGUGGUUGCAUGGGGCUCAAUGAUCUCAGGUCUUUGUCAAAAUAAGAAAUUCAAGGAGGCAUUGGAAAUAUAUAAACAGAUGGAGACUGAUAAUGUUAAUCCAGAUGCUGAUAUAAUGGCAAUGAUGAUAAAUGCAAGUGCAGGACUAGAAAGCUUACAGUUAGGUUGCUCUAUCCAUGGAAUCACAGUCAAGAUUGGAGUAGAAUUAGAUUGUUCAGUAAGCAGUUCUCUUGUAGAUAUGUAUUCUAAUUGUGGUCAGCCGGAGAUAGCUGGAAAGGUUUUCACUGGUGUUCCUAAUAAGAGUUUGGUGCUUUGGAACUCUCUGAUCACUUGCUAUACGAAAAAUGACUUACCUGAGCUCUCUUUAAAUCUUCUUCCUCAACUUGUGCAGCAAGGAUUGUAUCCGGACUGUGUUACACUUACUAGUGCCCUUGCUGCUGUUUCAUCUUUAGCGAUACUGAUUCAAGGAAAGGCAAUUCAUUGUUACCAAAUAAGGCAUCAAAUUCUAGAAGACAAUCAAGUGGAAAAUGCACUAAUUGAUAUGUAUAUAAAAAGUGGAUGCUUAAGGUAUGCAGAGCGUAUAUUCCAGUACGUAUCCACAAGAAACUUAGUAACAUGGAAUACGAUGAUUGCAGGGUAUGGAUCUCACAGUGAGUGCAGUAAAGCUAUUAACUUGUUCAAUGAAACGAGGAAAUACGGAGUCAAGCCUGAUGGCAUAACUUUCCUUUCCUUAAUUUCCUCUUGCAACCAUGCUGGUUUAGUGGAUGAAGGCUUUAAACUAUUUCACUUAAUAGAAGAGUAUGGAAUAAAACCUCAAAUGGACCACUACAUAAAUGUGGUGGACCUUCUAGGUCGUGCUGGACGCUUGAAUGAUGCAUAUAAUUUCAUACAAAAUAUUGUGGUGGAGCCUGACCGGGGCGUGUGGCUUUGCCUUUUGUCAGCCUCUCGAGUCCAUAAAAACGUAGAGCUUGGAGAAAUAGCUGCCAAUAACCUUCUGAAGAUGGAACCUAACAGAGGUAGCAAUUACGUUCAACUUUUAAAUCUCUAUGUGGAAGCUGGGCGGAGGGAAGAAGCAGCAAGUUUGAGGGCUUUGAUGAGGCAGAAAGGUUUGAAGAAGAACCCUGGAUGUAGUUGGAUUGAGGUGAAAAAUAAACUUGAUGUUUUCUUCUCAAGUGAUUCAUCAUCGCCAAGGUCAAUUGAGAUCUAUGAGACACUGCAAAGUCUCAGAAGUAUCAUGAAAAACGAAGGAGAUUAUGAGAUUGAGGCAAUAUGA